CCUCUGGGCUCGCCUGAAACUCGCCAAAGCCGUGCUCUGUUCGACAUGUUUGCCAGAUUUAGGUCAGAUUUUAAGCAGAAAUGUCGUGAGAAAUUACAGUCACUGCGGUUGUGGUGGAAGGCUGCCUUCCCCAUAUCUGUGUCCGCACCUAUGGCCGCCGAUGACUACAACCCUGUUUCCCUCCGACACAAAUCAAAGAAAAAGACAAGAGGAGGCAAUGGUACAAUGAGUAGAAGGAGGAUUUCGGUCAAAGAGCUUGGGCAGUCAGAUCACCAGGGAUGGCUCUACAGGAAGAAAGAAUCCAAAGGCUUUCUGGGGAUUAAGUGGAAGAAAUAUUGGUUUGUCCUCAAAAAGACCGCGCUCUACUGGUACAACAAUCAGCUGGCUGAAAAGGCUGAGGGGUAUAUUGACCUCACCAACUUCAUGAUCGACAGAGCCAUAGAGUGCAAAAAGAAACACGCCUUCAAAGCCUGUCACCCAAGGGUCAUGAUGUUCUACUUUGCUGCCGAGAGCCAUGAGGAAAUGACUGUAUGGUUGAAUAAGUUGGGGUUAGCUUCCAUUCAUUAUGAGCCAGCGGAACAACACACAGUAGCUGAAUGUUAUAGUGAAGCUAGUGACCACGAAGAGACUGAGACCACUGAUCUCCCCCCUCCUCCAUACUAUGAGCAAAUGUUACAGGAUGGUGUCGAUGCCUCUUCUCCACCUGGAAGCACAAAUCAGGGCACACUUCCUCCACCAUACUCCUCCACUGCCCCAAGUGAAGCCAAUGGUUCCCUGUCCACCCCCGUCAGUACCAUGACCUCCCAGGACUCCGCCUCCUCACUAGUCAAACAGCGUCAGUCGUGGAUGGACUUGGUCACUAAGGCAUCUUCUUCUACCACUGAGACGCCGAUUGUGUGCUCCGUGCAAGUACACACACAGCAUGAAGAGGGGGAGGAACAAGACGAAGAGGCCACAACUCCAGAGUCUAAAGCAGGGUCUGAGGCAGAGGGUCCAGAGAAUAAAGAAGAACCAGAGGGUACAGGAGCUCAUAAAGUUGAAGAAGAUCACAGUCUUUCAGAUGAGCUAGAGAGGCUGUACAUCCACCUCAAAGAAGCAAGCCUUUCACCAAUCGGAGACCGCAAACCAUCAACAAAAAGGGAAUUUCGGGCAUCCUUUGUAAAACGGUCCAAAAAUCAGAACAUUAAUGAUAAACUUCACCUCAUUAGGACUCUCACCAGCACAUUGAAGUCAAAAGAAGCAGACCUUCAGGUCUUCGAGCAGUUGCUGAGGGAUCCACAGCUCACUGCAAAGAAGUUCAGAGAAUGGAAAGACGCCAAUGCACCUCUAAUGCAGGAAAUCUGCUGCAAAAGUGACCAGCAGGGGACGCCAGAGGACACAAACUCUGAAACAUCAGAGGCUUCUGCUCCACUGGUUGAAACUAGUUUAUAAGGACUAAAAUAAUAUCUCCUCUCGAAGCUAAAUAUGGACUAUAUGGAUUUAUUGUUUACAUGCACUGCUGUAAUAUGAAAACUACUGUUACUCCCCCUUAUAUGAAUAGAUUUAUGAAGAAAUUGUACAUACGUCUUCUGUACAUAAAAGUGACUUUUUAGGUAAAUGUGAAUGUCUUUAGUAUUGGCCUGCUUUUUAUUGUUUUAUUUGUCUCUUACUGUGUAAAAUGUCUCCUUUUUUAAAGACUGUAUUCUAUUAUGGGUGCUAUGCACUGACUAAAUCAUAUGCCCAUGUCUGUCUGUGUCUCCCUGUACACAUUUGCCUUGAUGUUGCAACACAGUCUGCACAAACAUUAAAUAUUUGCCAUGAUUUU
Messenger RNA from Periophthalmus magnuspinnatus, 1804 nucleotides. RefSeq names its product interaction protein for cytohesin exchange factors 1 (gene ipcef1). NCBI's taxonomy places the organism in Eukaryota, Metazoa, Chordata, Actinopteri, Gobiiformes, Gobiidae. The record is from RefSeq and is a predicted model, not a curated record. The transcript is spliced from 11 exons. The coding region runs from base 46 to 1431 and encodes 461 amino acids.